This is a messenger RNA of Acanthaster planci (crown-of-thorns starfish), 688 nucleotides long. The record is from the annotation of a RefSeq genome assembly. NCBI's taxonomy places the organism in Eukaryota, Metazoa, Echinodermata, Asteroidea, Valvatida, Acanthasteridae.
AUGGCAAAUUGAACCCAACUAGGAUUACAAGACGCAUCUUCCCCCCUAAUGGAAGAACUAAUCUAUUUUCAUGAUUACACUCUAAUCAUUCUUACCCUAAUCACAAUACUAGUCUUCUACGGGUUAGCAUCACUCCUAUUCUCCUCCAGAACAAACCGGUUCUUUUUAGAGGGGCAAGGACUAGAAACCAUAUGAACAAUCAUUCCCGCUAUUAUCCUUAUAUUCAUCGCACUUCCCUCCCUCCAGCUCCUCUACCUCAUGGACGAGGUAAAAAACCCCUUCCUCACCAUAAAGGCGAUAGGACACCAAUGAUACUGGAGAUACGAAUACGCAGACUACCGUGAAUUAGAAUUUGAUUCAUACAUGAUUCCCACUUCAGACCUUUCCUCUGGUAUGCCCCGCUUACUAGAAGUGGAUAAACGACUGAUACUCCCCGCCCAAACGCCAAUCCGAGUAUUGGUAUCCUCUGCAGACGUCCUCCACUCCUGGGCGAUCCCUUCCCUCGGAGUAAAGAUGGAUGCGGUCCCAGGACGACUAAACCAAGUGAAAUUGUUCAUUUCCCGGUGCGGCAUAUUCUAUGGUCAAUGCUCAGAGAUUUGCGGGGCAAACCAUAGAUUCAUGCCCAUAGUCAUUGAGACCACAAAAUUUUCCUCAUUCGAAACAUGAGUAUCUAACUUCUUAACGGAAU